CUUCCGGCAGUAGUGAGGCAUAUGACAUUUUCAUUUGCAUUUUUAAAACUUAAUGAAAUAUUUAAUAUACAAUACUGCAGUCUGGAUUGCAAUCAGAUUUCUUUAUCUAUACAAUUCACACCGAAUAAUCUAGACUACAUUUAUUAUGCAGAUAACUACUCUUUCUGUGCAACAAUGAUCUAGUGGGGCUGUGUUAUUCAUUAGAAAACCUGUGCUUUAACAAACAAAGGAGGGUAUGUUUUAAAAGAAUUAAUUGAAGCACCAAGAUGUCAUCAGGAAGCAGCCUGGUUGUACCCAUGGUACUGUGGGGCCCACAUGCACCAACGCAUUGUAUAUCUGCAAUUUUAAUGACACCUGGUGGGAAAUACAUUGUUACUGGCUGUAAUGAUGGACAGAUCUGUGUCUGGGAUGUUAUGGAACAUUUUCAGGUUGCACCUAGAAACAUGUUAUUUGGUCACACUGCAGCCAUCAGCUGUUUAGCUAUGGGAAGUGAGCACAAGGACAGGUGUUAUAUUGUUAGCUCAUCAGAAAACGGGGAGAUGUGUUUGUGGGAUGUUUCUGAUGGACGCUGUAUAGAGAAUACAAAGAUUGAUAAAGUUCACUCUGAAAUUAAGUCUUACCACCUGCGAUCUGCUAAAGCUCUGCGGCUUGUCUGUAACGGUUAUUAUGAUGAAAUUGUGAUUAUUGACCCACUUAACCUGGAAAUAGUCACACGUUUAGUAGCCAGGGCUGACUCUGAUUGGAUGAGUGCUUGUUGUGUUUUUAACCCCCCUAACAGGGAUGAUGAUGUUAUACUGGCUAUCACCAAUUCUGGCACUGUUAAAGUUUGGACCAUUGUCUCCACAACACAGGAACACAAGGGCAACAAAAUCCCUGAAGAUGAGUCCAAACAGAUCCGAUGUUUAAAUGCUCAGACACUGACUUGUUGUCCUGGUAACCUGCGCACAGUUUUGAUUGUGUGUAGCAAGUAUUGGCAGAUUUAUGAUGCCAGUGAUUUCACAUUACUGUGUUCUGAAUCCAACCGCCGCGGAGAGCGCUGGACAGGUGGUGAUUUCCUCAGUGUUGAUCGGGUGAUAGUAUGGAGUAACGAAGGCCGCGGGUACCUCUACAAACUGCCCACCAACUUGCUUAAAGGAAAAGCGGUUGCCAGCUCAAACCCAGAGCAUAAAGAUUACCAUAAACCCUACAACCAGACUUCUGUGCAUGCUUACUAUGUACUGGAUAUUUUCACACAAACUAAGACACUGGAGUGUUCCCCUGCGCUGGCCUAUGUGAACUAUGGCAGUGGGGAGACUGCUGCUCACCUGCUUCUCCGUGGGGACUCUGAAGGCAGGGUCACCAUCUGGUCCCUACCCCAAGUCUCUGAGAGACAGAUGACGCUGGUCCGGCAAGAAAGCUUUGACCGCCUGCCAUCUCUGAGCCCUAAAUCCACUACAACUCUUCAAGAGUCUUGGAGUGCUGGAUCUUUCCCACCUCCUGGAAUUCUGGACCACUUGUGUGACUCACCUGAAGACAAGGAGGAGGUGUUCAUCACUGCCACCAUCUUCAUCCCCUCACAAGGCAAGAUCGUGUGUGGCCGCAACAAUGGGACCAUUGUCAUUGUGCCUGCUAUAGACUGCAUUAAACGCCAGCUCUUGUCCUUCAACAAACCUAUUGAUGUGACACCCAGGAUCCUUGCAGGCCAUCACGGCCGUGUCACCUGUCUGCUCUACCCCUUCAAUGAGUCAGCCCGCUAUGAGCCUAAUCACCUGUUGUCAGGUGGAGCUGAUUUCUCUGUCAUCCUGUGGGAUGUGAACGCUGGCAUCAAGAUUCACACCUUCACAGUGCAUGGAGGCAGCUUGACUCAGAUGACUGUGCCACCUGCCAAUUGUAAUCCCAGAAUUUUGUCCUGCAUUUGUUCAGUUGCUGGAGACCACUCUGUCGCUCUUCUGAGUUUAAAGGAAAGGAAAUGUCUUCUGCUGGCUUCCCGCCAUCUUUACCCUGUGAAGCUGAUCAAAUGGCGACCACUUGAUGAUUUCAUGCUUGUACAAACCAAGGAUGGCGUGGUCACUGUCUGGCAGAUGGAAACAGGUCAUCUGGACCGAGUGAUAGAUGGUAAAACAGCUGAGGAUGUGCUGAGUAACUGUGAUGAGAACGCCACCCCAGUGGAGGCCUUGACCAACCCCAGCAUCACACUAGCCCAGGCACUCAAGCGCAGAAACCUGGCCACAUUUAGAAACUUCACUCAACAGAAGCUGAAUAUUGCUGCCCAGCCCAACCACAUCAACCAAGGGAACAAAUCUGAGUUCAUGAAACCAACGGGAUUCCCUCUCCUCAUCCAGGGGGUGAAGACCAACACUAGGGAUCCUGAUGCACAUGUGCUGUUUUUUGACACAGAGGCUCUUAUUGUUCAUUUGUUGACUGAAGAAUAUGCAUUGCUGUCUCCUGCUGAGCUUGAAGCAAGGGGAAUGAACAUCACAUCAGGGGAGAAAACCCAUCCAGUCCCAGAGGUUGUUGACACCCAACAGAAGCUUGCAGACACUUCAGGUGCAUUUUCUGGCUUUGAAAUAUUGCGUGAAGAUUUCAAUGAAGAAGAUGAUUAUGAGGAUUUAAGAGAAGAAGAGCGAGAUGUUGACUCGGCUUUCUUCUCCAUCCCUGUCCAAACCACUGGGGCCCAGAAAGGGCAGCAUGCUAAACUGACCAGAUUUAACUCAGUCCCUGCCCAAUCUCCAGCCUCCCCAACAUCCCCCACCUCCCCUCAAGUAUUUCCUGUGACCAGUCAACAACCAGAAGCUCCGAUGCGAAAGAAAUCCAAAUUCCCCAACCUGCGGUUCUCAAAAUCUAAAUCUGUUAGCACUAGCUCGUACCCUGAGCCAGAAGAUACAAAAAAGAGCCUUAAAAGUAAGAUUUUGAAGAGUCGGCCCAGUAGCAUGUCCAUAGACUCCAACAAAAGCAUGUCCUUGCCCCGUCAAGCCAGCACCUCAUCCGAGCCGGAGUCGGCUCCGCCCGUGUCGGAGGCAGACAGUAAGCGUGUGCCCGCCCGUGUAGCCACACUCCCCUCCUCCUAUAAGCUGCCCCCUGCUGGCAAUCUAGCAAGACAACAGAUUGGUGAGAGCUUACCCUGCCUUUCAAAUCAGAUUUGUUUCUUCAUAUUACUCCAGAUCAUAUUUUUAAUUCAGCCACUUUUGUUUACUAAUGCACAGAGUUUUUACAGCAUGGUGAUUGAAGUGCCAGUUCCAAAAGAAUAUUUAAAGAUUAAAAUACCUUUGAAACUGAAUAUUUCAUUAUUGGUAACAACAGGAAAACAGAAAAUAAGAAAACAGAUGCAUCAUCUAUUUGGUCUGUUAGCCAAAGCUAAGGAGAAAGCUGAGACAGUGACCCAAAAAAUUCAGACCAAGCUGGACGCUGUCAGCAACCCUAGCACCCAGCCCAGCGCCCCCAUCCAGACCCAACCCACUAGUGUCAAGAAAAGGCCAGAGACCAUCAGUGUGCAGGAGUCUUUGAGUAUGGCCAUCGGAGAGCUGUUCAUGUCCUGUCUCCAUGCCUGGAACCUUGACCCCCAACUGGAUGACCUGUGUCUGAACAAGCUGGGGCUCCACAAGCCCAAGGGCCCAAUCAGCUUUGGCCUGCUGUCACAUGGGGGUCACAUGUCACUCAUGCUGCCUGGCUGGCACCGGCAUCAGGCUCAGCUGAAAUCAGUACCUGGUGGAGCUGGGGAAACUCCUGCAAGUCUCCUGAGGAUGAGCUCAGUAGACAAAAGUAACGAGGUAGACAUGAGGUCACCUCACAAGGAUUCCAAGGCUUAUCAACAGCAAGUGUAUGACUUCUCUACCAAGUCGAGAUGGCAGAUAUCCAGUGCAGUGACUACUCAGCAUUUGCUAAGUGUUAUUUCUGUGGCCAACACACUCAUGGGAAUGAGUAGGGCAGUCUUCAUGCCAGAGCUAAUGCAGGCCUUAAGGCCUAAAAGAGAAUCAGUGAGUUCCCACUUUGGCAUGGUGAUGCGCGACACAGAGAGCCCAGACAGUGCAGGAAGCUCUGAGGAUGCGGCCGACGCCCUGGCUACCCUCCAGGCACAGGUGAAGCAGGGCUGGAGUCUACUGGCCGCUCUACACUGUGUCCUCUUACCUGAGCUGGUGGGGGUGGAGUACUACCAGUGUCCUCAGCUGGAGAUGUUGGCUAGACGUUGGCAGGACAGGUGUUUAGAGAUCAGGGAGGCAGCCCAGGCUCUGCUGCUGGCUGAACUGAGGAGGAUAAACCCAGAGGGACGCAAGAAGCUGUUGGACAAGUGGGCUCCAUUCCUGCCUCACUAUGUGGACCCAGAGCUCUCCCUGCUGAGUAACCACAAAGAUGGAGAAGAGGAUGAGGAGGAAGAUGAAGAGGGCAUUUUAGCUGGUGACAUCCCACCGCACAAACUGUCAGUUUCAUUUGAAAGCAGGCGUAAGCAGGCCACCGCCAUCGUAAUGCUGGGGGUGAUAGGUGCUGAGUUUGGUCAUGAGAUGGAGCCCAGCAGAACCAAGCCAGAGGAGGUGAAGAAGAGUAAGACUAAAGGAGCUGUGGAUGGCUUUAGUCUGACCAAUUAUUCCCUGGCUCGACAUACUAGCAAAGCCCUAACAUUCCUGCUGCUGCAGCCACCAAGCCCCAAGCUACCCCCCCACACCCCCAUCCGCAGGGCAGCCAUUGACCUGAUAGGGCGGGGCUUCACUGUCUGGGAGGCUUACCUGGAUGCCUCGUCCGUCCUGCUGGGACUCCUGGAGCUGAGCAUAGACUCCAACAGACUCAUUCCCAGCACCACGUACGGCCUGCCACUGUCUCCGGCAGCUGAUGCAUGCAGGUCUGCUCGUCACGCUCUGUCGCUCAUUGCUACAGCGCGACCUCCGGCCUUUAUUAUCACCAUGGCCAAAGAGGUGGCCCGCUACAACGCCCUGGCCCAGAAUGCCCAGCACCAGAACACCCACAUACAGAACGUCAUUUUGGCCAGGGCCUCUGCUGAAAUUUUGCACAUCAUUGAGCUGCUGGUGGAGAAGAUACCCAAUGAUGUGGCUGAUCUCAUUGUUGAGGCUAUGGAUGUGACAAUGUUUUGCCUUGACCUUGCUGCGUUGAAGGCUAAAGGUUUGACAGAUCUUUUUCCAGCUAUUUGCAGGUUUAGCAUGGUGGCCUAUUGCCAGUCAACCAAGAGGGUUUGGGUUGGAGCCAAAAAUGGUACAAUAGCUUUGUAUGAGAUGAAACAGCAUUCAAAAUGCCAGACAAUCAAUGGCCACCAGGGAAUCAUCACCGCAGUAGCUGUCAAUGCUGAUGGGAAAUACCUGGCCACUUUUUCACAUGUUGACUGCAAGCUCAAAUUUUGGCAGACUCCAUCCAAUUCGUUGUUUGGGAUAGGAUCCCAGCAAACAAAGCUGCUAAAGACCUACAACACACCACCUGUAUCCACCACAGCGGCCGUCAACAUCUUAAAACUGGUGCGGCUUGUCUGGGUGGACAAGAACGUUGUGGUGUUGCUGACAGUGGACGGUCAAGAAUUGAAGUACAACAUCUGAUCUAAGAUUGGACGGUCAAGAAUUGAAGUACAACAUCUGAUCAAAGAUUGGACGGUCAAGAAUUGAAGUACAACAUCUGAUCUAAGAUUGGACGGUCAAGAAUUGAAGUACAACAUCUGAUCAAAGAUUGGACGGUCAAGAAUUGAAGUACAACAUCUGAUCAAAGAUUGGACGGUCAAGAGUUGAAGUACAACAUCUGAUCUAAGAUUGGAUGGUCAAGAAUUGAAGUACAACAUCUGAUCAAAGAUUGGAUGGUCAAGAAUUGAAGUACAACAUCUGAUCAAAGAUUGGACGGUCAAGAAUUGAAGUACAACAUUUGAUCAAAGAUUGACUUUAUUCAAUGGAUUUCUUUGUUGACAUUCCUUUUUUAAAUCUCUUUUACUGGAUAUAUUUAGGCUAUACUGAAUUAUUAUGGAUGAUGAUGAGAUUUAAAAAGUCAGGGUUCAAAAUGGUUUGCAUAAAUGUGAUUAGAAUGAUUGUGAUAUAGAUUGUAAAUACGUGGGACAUUGAGCCAUAAAGGUAUUUAUUUUAUAAUACACCAUGGUUUCAGAGUAAACUAUAAAGGGAGACAACUUUUGUUUUGCUCAAUAGAGUUACUACAUGUUUUUCAGUCAUGUUUAGAAUUUUUUUACAUCAUUUCCCUUUUCAUAGCAUCUCUUUUCAUGAUGUCUAUAAGUGAUGGUUAGCUGUUGGUUGUAAUGUCGGUUAGAUAAGUAGCUUCACCAUUAUAUGUGAAUUAUUGGAUAAGUGUAUUAAGUGUUCAUGAAUUGAAUCUUAUAAAAAGUUCUAAAUAAAAUGUUUAAAACAUUAUAGGUAAUAACUCAGCUGUGCAAUAUAUUUUAUCUCUUACAUAUUCUGUAUUUUAUUAAAAGUACUAGUAAUUGUAAAAUGUUUAAUUCUUUACAUUGUACAUGGUCAGAAAUGUUAUAUUUUAUGCCAAGUGUGUAGUCUGUAUAAUCAUAUAAUAUCUCAAGGGGUUCUAUUUCCAUAUGUAAAGUUUCCAAAUGUACAAGUUAUUCCCUAUAAUCUAGUAGCAAGUCUAUAACUGUGUACUACUCAAGAUUUAAAAAUGAAUCCCUUUAGGAAUUAAAAUAAUAUCAUAGUUAGCUCAAGCACUGUCAUUGUUAUUUAUCCUAGAUAUUUAUUUUUAGUUAUGCCCUAUUAUUUGAUGUUUAAUACAUCAUCAGAUUGUUAAGUUUAAUAUAUUUUUAGUGAAGUCCUAUUAUGGACUUUUAGUAAAUCAUCAGAUUGUUUAGAUAUAUGUAUUGUUAUGAUCAUUUUUCCCUGACACUGUUCUAGAUUGAUUGAAAUUUGUGAAUGUGAACAUCUAUUUAUUUAAAUUCAGUAUUAAAACACUUUCUUAUAUUUAUGAGAAACUCAAUUGUGUAAACCUGAAAUAAUGUGAUUUUGACAAUCAAAAGAAUUGUAUAUUUAAAAAGCAAAUUUUAACAAUUUCUACAAAAUUGUUAGAUUUCUGAAAUCUAGAAACUGUAACUUUAUUUAAAUAUUAGUGGAGGUUUAUUUGAUUUUUUGUUUAAAAGAAACUUUUACAAUAUAUUUUUAUAACCGUGACUGUGUGUGUGAAGUGUCAGGGAUACAAAUGUGUUACUCACAAUGUGAUAUGGUGUCUUUCAUGCUAAUCAUCUUGUACAUUCAUGUCUUAAGGAUUUUCUUUUUGUGGAAAAACUACCAACGUUUUUUUAAAACCUUUUUUAUAUCAGAUAGUAUACAUUUAACAUAAUUUUUAGAAAACAAAAGUUUGUAACAUCAUUUAAUUUAAUGCUUGAAUUAAAUGUACAUUGUUUAAAAACAAAAUAAAAUUACAU
This is a messenger RNA of Physella acuta, 7339 nucleotides long. RefSeq names its product WD repeat-containing protein 7. The record is from RefSeq and is a predicted model, not a curated record. Gene Ontology annotation, molecular function: protein binding. Gene Ontology annotation, cellular component: cytoplasm. NCBI's taxonomy places the organism in Eukaryota, Metazoa, Mollusca, Gastropoda, Physidae.